This is a messenger RNA of Symbiodinium necroappetens, 2124 nucleotides long. NCBI's taxonomy places the organism in Eukaryota, Dinophyceae, Suessiales, Symbiodiniaceae. The record is from the annotation of a GenBank genome assembly.
AUGGGCGCCACGAUCAACGAGAUCCAGGAAGCCUCCAAUACCGACAUUAAGAUGAACCAGGACACCAAGGAAGCCGGCUACAGCUAUGCGAUUGUCACCAGCAUCAAGAACGUCGAGGCGGAUCUUGAUACUGCUGAGCGACUGAUCAACGAGAAGAUCGCCGGCGGAGGUGGCGGCGGCGGCGGAGGAGGCAUGCAGCAAGGCAGCCAGCAACUCCCGACACCAGCUGGAAAUGAGACCAAGGAGCUCCGGGUGGACAAGGUCCACGUCGGUGGUCUCAUUGGCAAGGGUGGAGAGGUUAUCAGGGGGAUGACCUCCGAAGCGGGAUGCCAGAUCCAGAUCGAUCAGACCUCGCCAGGCGAGCAGGCAACGGUCAUCAUUGGACCCGGCUCGGUGGAGCAAGUCCAGCGGGCUGAGGAUUUGAUCAACGCCAAGAUCAUGGAGAAGUCUUGGGGCAAGGGCGGCUGCGGAGGAGGAAUGGGCGGAAUGAGGCCUAUGGGCGGCUAUGGCCCGAGGCCGGGCGGGCUCGGCGCGGUCCCGCCACCCAUGGGCUGCGGCAUGGAAGGUGGCCUUGGCAUGCCGCCGCGACCACCCGGCAUGGGUGGGAUGCCGGGCAAUGUGCCUCGACCGCCCUUGCCUCUGAACUUGCCUCCAGGCAAAGGAGGCCCUAUGAACAAUUCCUUCGGUGGCGGCUGCGGAGGCUGUGGCUGUGGAGGUGGCUGCGGGGGCUGCGGCUGUGGAGGUUGUGGAGGCUGUGGCUGCGGAGGCUGCGGAGGUUGCGGCUGCGGAGGCAAAGGAGCUUGGAAUGGCGGGGGAUCCUAUGGAGGCUGCGGAGGCCCUGGUUGCGGUGGUUGUGGUUGUGGUGGCCCUGGCCUGGGCGGCGGUCCCGGUCUAGGUGGUGGCGGCCUUGGUGGCGGAGGCCUCGGUGGAGGCGGCAUGGGUGGCGGUGGUUUGGGUGGUGGCGGGCUGGGCGGAGGGGGAUUGGGAGGCGGCGGCCUAGGUGGCGGUGGCCUGGGUGGCGGCGGCCUGGGCGGUGGCGGUCUGGGUGGUGGUCCUAUGGGAGGUGCACCCAUGGGAGGUGGCCUCGGUGGUGGAUGCGGUGGUGGCUGUUACGGCAAGGGCGGUCCUCAGCAAUGGGGCGGCCAGCAGGGAUGGCUUGACGAUGGGAAGAGCAUGAAGAGCACGACGUUCGAUCUCUGCUCGGCCAAACCAGGCAUAAGCGGCAACUUCGAGGCAGGCGAAUCAAGCGCAAUCUCAGCACGUACGGAGAAGCGCGUGAUGAAAGCUGCAUGUACCCGAGAAGUCGGUUCACAGCAACGUGAGCUCUGGGCUGAGCAGGCGAUGAUUCUCGGUUCAGUCAGAUCGACUAAACUCGUGGCAUCAAUCAUGUUUGUCGCGAGUGGCGAUGACAGCUUCGUCUUCCAGACUCCAUUCGCCAGAAUGGCACGGAAGGGCAGUCAGAAAUUCAGGGCAGGCAUGCUGGACGCGUUUGACUUCAGCGCGCUCGAAGAGAUGGACCCGUCCCUAUCCGAAGGACACCGUGUGGUUUACGAUCGCGAAGUGCCUUUCGAGCUGCGGGUGCAGGACGCUGAGUCAGGUCCACAGGAAGUGGGCACGCUAGAGGCGAUUCGAUGCAAGAUCCUGGCACUUGGGGAGGAGCUCAGCCCCCAACACUGCAGGAUUGAGCUGACCAGCGAGAACGACCUCUUCUUUCACUUCGUCCAUAGCGUGGACGAGCACAGCUUCAGAGAGAUGCAGGAGCAGCAGAAAUUGAUGAUCGAUUUCCCGGACUACGUGGCCGUGGUCAUCAAGAUGCUCAACAACUGCAUCAAGGAACCCCAUAGCUUCCUGGCCGUCUUCGUCAUGCAGCGAGACGGCCACGCGCGCUUGGACUUCAUCCAAAACAUGGAGUACAAAUUCGUAGAACUCCUCUCCUGCGACUUCAGGGCUUCGCCGGAGGAAGUCGUUCGGCAGCAGAUCACGUUCCGGUAUAACAGCGUCAAAGGCCGGCUCUCCCUGAUGCAGGCGAGGCUUUCGGACAUGAGCGCGCUGGUCAAGGUCAAAAACCCGUCUUUGCUGCUGCAGCUUCAGAAGGCCCCCAGCCGGCCUACUCCGAAGCGCUGA